UCUGAAGGAGCUUUCGAGACAACAGAUGGAAAAGUUUACUUCACUGACCAACAGUUCAUUAUAGAACAUCUCAUUGACUUAGAGUCGAAAUAUUCUAAACUUUACAACAAACACAAAAAGUUGAAAGGAAAACAAAAACAAAUGGCAUAUGAUAUUUAUGAAGAUGUUGACGACACAACCAUACCUGCAAGUGAGGUAAAGUCAGAGGAACCGAAAAGUGACGAAAAACCGAUAGAAGAAGGGAAGCCACAAACUGAAGAAAAACCAAAACCAAAGGUUAGUUUCCAAACUAAACCAAGUCAACCUUCAUUAGCUGGUAUGGGUUGGCGUCAAAGACUUAUGGUAUCAGGCGGUUACGUAAAGUAA
Trichomonas vaginalis G3 is the source of this 366-nucleotide messenger RNA. Its product is annotated as phage tail repeat-like family. Lineage: Eukaryota; Parabasalia; Trichomonadida; Trichomonadidae. The record is from RefSeq and is a predicted model, not a curated record. The annotation marks the transcript as partial. The transcript has a single exon.